AUGUCGUUCCACCCAUCUGCCUGUAACCCGCCUGUCAUUCCGCACCAGCCUGCUCCUUUGAAAUCGGCUGCUCACGUGAAGCUCUUCAAGGCAAGCUCCUCUGGUACCAUGAUUUGGCGGCCUUGCCGUUUAUUACCCGAUGUGCCUCAGUCGGCAGUCCUGUUCGAGGCAUCAAGGCGCGGUCAGGUAGAUCACAUUUGGUAUUCGGCAGCGUGGACUCGAGUAUCGCCACCGAUCAUGUCCAGUCCUACCUUACCACCCCCGCUCGGUCGACACGGCCAAUCUCUUCCCGUCAGUCCACUUCGUUCGGCCUUGAAAAAGGUGCAAGACCUCGACGAUACGAUCAGUCGUCCUUCCGCGACCCGAAGGGUCACGUUUCAAUCCUCUGACCAUCCGAACGAAACCGAGUUGAUCAAGGGCUUGAUAUCGGUCGAUCCGCUCGUCACCGUAGCCAUCGAGAAGAACCUCAACAAACCUUUGCCUGGUCUACCUGUACGUAGGCCUCGAGUCAUGAAGAGGUUGACCGGCGCCUCCUUAAAUCCUUCUCAGCGGUCUGUUUCGGCCUCGGACCCUACCAGCCCUGCCAACGUGGAACCCAUGGCAGUUCCCCAGACGCCUCCAGCGAAGUCGGAUCGACGCGCUUCGGUAAUCAUCGCGACUCCAGACCACGAGCGACCGACUCUUACCAGCAGUCGAACUGCUCCUUUGCCUGUAACGAUUGCACCGGUGGAAGUCUUUCCACCCAGCUUCGACAGGAGGGCUACACAGACCGGCAAUCCUUUCGCUUUCAUCCCGGUUAUGGAGCCCACCAAGGCGCCUCUUCGUGGAUGGAACCCCCACGACCUCGAUUGUCCUGCUUUGACGCGCGGGUCGGUCGACAGUAUCGCCUCGAGCCGUACCAACUCUCGAGUGACGACCCCGUCGCCCAAACUGGAAUCCGCCUCUGGCUUCCCCUUUCCGCCAGUCCAAAUCUACGAAGAGGACGAAACAUACAACGAACCAUUUGAAUUCAAGGAGGAACCGCUCUUUGACUCCAACAAAGAUCAUAACAACCCGUAUGAGCCAGAGUCGCAAUUCCACCCUUUGAUCCAGGAGAUGCUUCGAGAGAUCGACCAAGCGCAUUCUGAAUGGGUCGGUCAGCCUAUUGUUGCCACUCAGAUCAAACCUGAGAAGUCUACCCCGAUCGACAUCGCCCAACUAAAGAAGAGCGGUCGAACUGCUCAAAACAGGCGCAGCGCUUCGACCAGCUGUCUUCCGCAAGCUAAUGACGGAAGCUCUGCACCUACCAAGAAGGAACAACUUCCUGAGCUUUUCGAGUCGCUCUUCCAGGGUAGCGACGACGGCGGUCAUCUCGACUAUCCUGAACCAGACUUGGUUCAGCCCGAAAAGCUUCAACCUAUGGUCAAGAAAGUUCCACGCAAGCCGGUCAUGCAGAGUUUCACUCGUCCCGAAAUGCAAGCUAGGAGUCAAAGCGCUGUCGUCUGUUCUUCCUCCCGUUCCCGACGACGAACUGAAGUCGCCAAGCCGAACGAAUUCGACCUUUUUGCCACCCGGGACUUGGGCGACCACAAGCGGAACUAUGACAAAGGGAAGCAGAUGGCCAGGGAGAUCGCCAAAGACUUCUGGGCCAAACAUGCGCCGACCAAGGGCAACGAAAAAGACCGACCCACCACCAAGGAACUGCUUGAAGGACUCUUUUACCAUGCACCUGCCGAUCUCUACCCUUGCCCUGAGCGUCUGCAAUUCCUCGGCAUUCAGCCGUCCAAGCAUGACCUCUUGUAA
This is a messenger RNA of Filobasidium floriforme, 1782 nucleotides long. RefSeq lists its product as uncharacterized. Lineage: Eukaryota; Fungi; Basidiomycota; Tremellomycetes; Filobasidiales; Filobasidiaceae. The coding region runs from base 1 to 1782 and encodes 593 amino acids. The record is from RefSeq and is a predicted model, not a curated record. The transcript has 2 exons.